Molecule: messenger RNA, 1758 nt
Organism: Coprinopsis cinerea okayama7#130
Lineage: Eukaryota; Fungi; Basidiomycota; Agaricomycetes; Agaricales; Psathyrellaceae
Product: cytochrome P450
Exons: 13
Coding region: 1-1662 (553 amino acids)
Molecular function (GO): monooxygenase activity; iron ion binding; heme binding
Source: RefSeq, a predicted model, not a curated record
AUGGAAAGACUGGUCUCCUACCUCCGCCUUCCUUCAGACGUGAAAUAUGACCGUUGGCCGUUGGUUGGAGCUGCCGUCGUUGGAGUUGCGAUCGUAUGGACCGCUCUUCUUCGAAGCAAGAGCAAGAAGCGCGGACACCCUUUACCACCUGGUCCCAAAGGCUUACCUGUGGUUGGUAACCUUCUCCAGAUCCCAAUCGAGCACCCAUGGCUCGUUUACAACGAAUGGAAGAAGGAAUACGGGGACAUGAUUUACCUCAACGCCAUGGGGCAGGGAAUUCUGAUUCUCAACUCUUUGACGACGAUCGACGACCUACUUACCAAACGAGCAACGAACUACUCUGACAGAGUGCAGAGUGCUUUAAUUCCUCUGACUAAGAUUGGAUGGGCAUUCUCAGUUAUGAAUUACGGACCUUGGUGGCGAGACCAUCGCCGCGACUUCCACCGCUUUUUCAAUAACACGCAGAUUCCCAACUAUUAUCCAGUAAUCGAAGAGGAGACGCUUACCUUCCUUCGGAAACUAGUAGCCGAUCCCAAGGACUUCCGAGAACAGGCUCUACUCCUCUUUGGCUCAAUUAUCAUGCGGCUCUCGUACGGCGUCGAGGAUCUCGAGUAUAACAAGGUCCUCAUGGAAGCCUCUGAGACCAUCUUGCAAGAUUUCAUGGAAUACUCAGCUCCAGGCCGUCUCUUAGUCACGACAUUCCCGAGUUUGCGACACGUUCCCUCAUGGUUCCCCGGUGCUGGAUGGAGGCGGAUCACCGACAGACUCGCAAAGUUGAACGAUGAAUUAGUGGGGAGACCAUUCGACGAAAUGAAGGAGAGGAUUGUUUACCCGUGGGAAAACCCGCAAAAACCCGUAUCCGUAACCUGCAAAAAACCCGUACCCGCGAGUGCGGGUACCCGUGGGAAACGCUCUGGAACCCAAGGCGACUAUAUUAACGCAGCUGCGAAGCUGUUCGAAGACUUGCCCGAGGAGGAUUCGCCUAACCGUGCCCAUCAAGAGACGGUUGCUCGAAACGUAGCAGCACAGGCCUACCUAGCUGGUGCCGAUACUACCCUCAGUGCAUCGUAUGCCCUGUUCCUGGCGUUAGCAAUGCAUCCAGAGGUCCAGCGCAAGGCUCAGGCCGAGAUAGAUGCGGUCGUCGGUAGCGAGAGGUUACCGACAUUUGCAGACAUGGAUCGACUUCCGUAUGUACAGGCCAUUAUCAAAGAAGUGAGCCGCUGGCAUAGUGUGGUUCCUUUGUGCGUUCCACACAUGUCGACUGAAGACGAUGUGUACAACGGGUACUAUAUCCCCGCGAAGACGAUCAUCCUUUCGAACACAUGGUCUGUGAUGCAUGAUCCCGAGGUCUUUGAGGAUCCCGAAACGUUCAGACCUGAGAGGUACCUCAAGGACGGCAAGCUUGAUCCUUCCGUGCUAGACCCAGAAGCAGCUGUAUUUGGAUACGGGCGAAGGAUCUGUCCAGGACGGCAUCUGAGCCAUGAGUCGUUGCUGCUAUUCACAGCCUGCCUUCUGGCAACUUUUGACAUCAAGCCCUCGCUCGAUGAGGCCGGCAACCCUAAGCCAUUGGCCCUGCGGGUGGCGUCGAGCUUGGUCACGACACCCUUACCAUUUGAGUGCGACUUCUCUAUUCGUUCAUCUAAGCACGCUACCUUGCUGUAAUCCCCGCUACCUUUAAACAUCGUUCUUCUGUACCAGCUCUCCAGGCGAGGAGCCGCGCGACGAAGUCGGUCGGCGGAUGGCCUGGCCUGAUGGCUU